ACCAUAGUGAGGUCUCCCAUAGCGCUUGGCCUGAGAGAUGUAAUACCGGGGGUUUAAGCUAGGCUGAAAAAUUAUUCAUCGGUUCUAUUCCAGUUUCCAACCUGCACUGCGAAGUGCGAACAUACCGAUUUCCUGCAACAAAACCUCGAAUCUAUUUUCAGAAAGAAAGAAGGAAACCAGGAAAUCCGUAGGAAGUUAAAAAUAACGAUAGACAAAGGGAAAGUAAUUUACAUGGCGUACAGAGCUGUAAGUUACAGUAUAUCUCCAUUUAUUUACAUCCAACUUCAAUGGCGGAGGUUUAGAGGUCUUGAACAUCCUACUAGAUGGCGUGAACGAUUAGGCCAUCCUUCAAUUAAUCGUCCUCCUGGUCCUCUUCUCUGGUUUCACGCUGUCUCAUUAGGUGAAGGAUUAGCGGCAAUUCCAGUGAUUAGACGUUGUAUUCAACAAAAGCCUAAUCUUACAAUUUUGAUGACAACUACUACUACGUCUGCUUUUGAAGUCAUUAAGGAUAGGUUACCGAAUGAUGUCUUGUAUCAGUAUGCUCCCCUUGAUACUCCUUCUGCAAUGGAUGAUUUCCUUGAGUAUUGGAACCCCGUCGCAGUCAUGCUGAUGGAAAGUGAACUAUGGCCAAAUCUUGUUUUUGGUGCUACAAAAAAAGGAAUUACUAUGGCAUUGUUAAAUGCUCGGAUGUCUUCCAAAUCCUUCCACCGUUGGUCUAGACCAAUAGUGUUUCCGUUGAUUUCAUCGAUGCUGUCGAAGUUUUCUUUGAUUGCUCCACUGAGCAAUGUAGAGGCAAUCCGCUAUCAGCUGCUGCAGGCUCCACCUUUCAUUAUUAACUUUGCUGGUGACUUGAAAUAUGCUGUUGAUAAUGUUGAUAUUUCAAUGCAAGACAAUACAUGCUUAGAAGAUCUACAACAACUACGGCUUGACAAUAGGCCUGUUUGGAUGGCUUCAUCUAUACACAAGGGUGAAGAUGAAGUCGUGCUAGAGGUUCACAGAGCAUUAAUGCAAGUGUACCCUAAUGUGAUUACCAUUAUUGUUCCGCGCCAUCCUCAGCUAGGACAACAGAUGGCCCUAGCACUCCAGAAGGAUGGGUUUAAUGUUGUACUUAGGUCUUGUAAUGAAAAGAUUUUACCCAGCACAAAUUUCUACAUAGUGGACACAUUAGGUGAACUAAGAAGCUUGUAUAGGAUCAUUCCAGUAGCUGUAAUUGGAGGUUCUUUCUUGCCUGGUUUAGCUGGUCAUAACGUAUCCGAGGCAGCUGCAGCUGGGUGUGCUGUCUUGACUGGGUGUUAUGUUGGUCACUUCUCUCGUAUGAUCCUGGAAAUGCAACAAAUAAAUCCUUUAUCGGUUAUGCAGGUCUCUGGACAGACGGACCUGUUGAGAAACCUUGUUGAGCUAUUUAGUAACGCCGAUGCUUUAGAGACUCAUCGUAUGGCUGCAAAACAAGCAUUUCAUGCUCUUUCAAAUGGGGUUGUCUCAAAUGUCUGGAAUCUCAUUAACAUUCAUGUUAUAGAAAAGGCACUUCCUCCAGAAAUUAAGUAACCCACUAUCAUUAAAUAUUCAAGGAAAUUAACUAAUACUAGAUUCCGAGUUUGUGUACCUCCUCCUUCCCCCUAUUUUUUUUCAUAAGUUGUAAGGUUACAGUUACAUGGUGCUGCUAACCAAUGUAGCUUUUAAAAAUGUAAAAAAUUUAAAGUGAACUUGUUGCGUUCCAAUGUACAAUUAUCCUUUCACCAAAAGAACAAAGGAAAAAAAAAAAGAUAGCUGAGCUUUUUGUUUUA
Molecule: messenger RNA, 1784 nt
Organism: Papaver somniferum (opium poppy)
Lineage: Eukaryota; Viridiplantae; Streptophyta; Magnoliopsida; Ranunculales; Papaveraceae
Product: probable 3-deoxy-D-manno-octulosonic acid transferase, mitochondrial
Exons: 12
Coding region: 232-1545 (437 amino acids)
Biological process (GO): lipid A biosynthetic process
Cellular component (GO): plasma membrane
Molecular function (GO): transferase activity
Source: RefSeq, a predicted model, not a curated record